Molecule: messenger RNA, 4497 nt
Organism: Mesocricetus auratus (golden hamster)
Lineage: Eukaryota; Metazoa; Chordata; Mammalia; Rodentia; Cricetidae
Gene: Ubtf
Product: upstream binding transcription factor
Exons: 21
Coding region: 1585-3879 (764 amino acids)
Source: RefSeq, a predicted model, not a curated record
GAAUUACACCAGCAGCGGAACUGUGAGGAAGAAGGAGGCAGUGUGCCAAGGAAUAGUCCAAAGAGACAGUGCGACCCAGCUGGCUGAGAUGUGAGCAACAGCAGUGUUAUUGUGGCAGCCGAGGAGCCAGGAGCAAUGGCGUUGCCGGGGGAGCGAUGGCACAAACCAUGUGUGGGCUGGCCUUCACGUUGCCUUCUCCCUCCCUCCGUCUAAUCCUGAUAUCCCGUCCGCCGCCGAGCAGGGGAGGCAAAGCCUACAGUAGCCGAUGGCAGCGGGAGACCAGAAAGUACACGCCCAGGCCUUUCCUCUUUAGACUUGCUGGAUGGUGGAUUGCGGGAAGUUCGAACGGCGGUGGCCGGGCUGCAGCUCCUGCCUUGGACUGGGGUGCCGGGCUCUCCUCCCGGCUCCCCACCGCCGCCGGGGGUGGGGGCAGCGCCCGCGGCCUGCUAGCGCAGGGCUGGCCAAGCCUUUUUGACAAGCUGAUUGUGAGGAGGGGAUUGGCUGAUCCAGGCGUGACGCCGGUAACAACAAAGGUGGAGUUGGAAGAAAUUAGAUUAAAGGAGAGAAGGGAAAAAAAAUUAAAGGGGGAGCUAGCAGGCGACUGGAGGCAGAGACCAAGGGGAGACGCACGAAGCUCUGUUCCCGGUUCUCACUUCCCCCUUUCAAGCUCCUUCGCACUAACGCGCCGGGAUUUGGCUAUAAACCCCCACCCCGGCCGCGGCCUAGUUACGGAAGCCGGGGAAGAAGGGAUUGGCCGCUCCGCUGCGUUUUGAAAAAUCUCCCUAACUCCUACUGACACUCCACUACGACCCAGGGGAGAACUUUUCGCUCUAACUCCUCGGAUCCUAAGGCCACUGAAGAUGGGGGGCAUCGAGAACAACGAAAGACUCGCUCUGAAACCCGGAAGGCCCUCGCGGGGCAUCGAGAUCGAACGAGGAGGGGUGCUUCCCCGGUAUUUUGAUGUGUUGCAAACCUAGGAGCGUCUUUUUUUUUUCUUCUCUCUUUUUUGUAACACUCCCUUCGCCCCCACCCCGCUUUAGCUUCAGGGUUGCAAAAGCAAAGCAAUAAAAAAAAAAAAAACCUGCGCAUACACUCAGACACACACCAGUGGCGACAGGGGAGAGUUGGAAAAACGCAGGAGAGGAGGAGGAGGCAGGAGACAGCGGGGAUGGAGCAAUGGGAGCGAGAGGAGGCUGGAUCCCUCACAGAUCCCCCUCCGGCUUCAAACUGCCUCGCCCGCCCCGGCAGGGGAGCGAGGAGUCGGGCGAGCAGAUGGAGCGGAGCUCGCUCUAGGCAGCUGGCUUGGCCGGAGACUGGAGGAGCCGCCAAGCGACCGGCUGAUUGGAAGAGAAACGCAGAGCGAUGGAGGCGGGGGUAGGAGGACGGUUUCUCUGCGGGGACUGGCGGCGGCGUACACGCCCGGGUCGGGCGCUGCAGAGCUUGGCUAGCUUUCAACCCGCGCUCGGCGGCUCUAGCCCCGCGCACCCCCGCCCCCAGCCCUGCCGGCGGCCCCGCAGGGUGAGGUGGCUCUGACCCCGGGUUGCCCGGCCAGCGCGACCGAGGAGGUGGCUGGACAGCUGGAGAAUGAACGGAGAGGCGGACUGUCCCACAGACCUGGAAAUGGCCACCCCCAAAGGCCAAGAGCGCUGGUCCCAGGAAGAUAUGCUAACUUUGCUGGAAUGCAUGAAGAACAACCUUCCAUCCAAUGACAGCUCCAAGUUCAAAACCACAGAGUCGCAUAUGGACUGGGAAAAAGUUGCAUUUAAGGACUUUUCAGGAGAUAUGUGCAAGCUCAAAUGGGUGGAGAUUUCUAAUGAGGUGAGGAAGUUUCGUACAUUGACGGAAUUGAUCCUUGAUGCUCAGGAACAUGUUAAAAAUCCUUACAAAGGCAAAAAACUCAAGAAACACCCAGAUUUCCCAAAGAAGCCUCUCACCCCUUAUUUCCGCUUCUUCAUGGAGAAGCGGGCCAAGUACGCAAAACUCCACCCUGAGAUGAGCAACCUGGACCUGACCAAGAUUCUGUCUAAGAAGUACAAGGAGCUUCCAGAGAAGAAGAAGAUGAAAUAUAUUCAGGACUUCCAGAGGGAGAAACAGGAGUUCGAGCGAAACCUGGCCCGAUUCAGGGAGGAUCACCCUGACCUUAUCCAGAAUGCCAAGAAGUCGGACAUCCCAGAGAAGCCCAAAACUCCCCAGCAACUGUGGUAUACCCAUGAGAAGAAGGUGUAUCUCAAAGUGCGGCCAGAUGCCACUACGAAGGAGGUGAAGGAGUCCCUGGGGAAGCAGUGGUCUCAGCUCUCGGACAAAAAGAGGCUGAAAUGGAUUCAUAAGGCCCUGGAGCAGCGGAAGGAGUACGAGGAGAUGAUGCGUGAUUAUAUCCAGAAGCACCCCGAGCUAAACAUCAGCGAGGAAGGCAUCACCAAAUCUACCCUCACCAAGGCCGAACGCCAGCUCAAGGACAAGUUUGACGGGCGACCUACCAAGCCACCUCCGAACAGCUACUCAUUGUACUGUGCAGAGCUCAUGGCCAACAUGAAGGAUGUGCCCAGCACAGAGCGCAUGGUGCUAUGCAGCCAGCAGUGGAAGCUGCUUUCCCAGAAGGAAAAGGAUGCCUAUCACAAGAAAUGUGACCAGAAAAAGAAAGAUUAUGAGGUGGAGCUGCUGCGGUUCCUCGAGAGCUUGCCCGAGGAAGAGCAGCAGCGGGUCCUGGGGGAGGAAAAGAUGUUGAACAUCAAUAAGAAGCAGACCACCAGUCCAGCCUCCAAGAAGCCCUCUCAGGAAGGUGGCAAGGGCGGCUCUGAAAAGCCCAAGCGGCCUGUGUCUGCCAUGUUCAUCUUCUCAGAGGAGAAGCGAAGGCAGCUGCAGGAGGAGCGGCCUGAGCUCUCAGAGAGCGAGCUGACCCGCCUGCUGGCCCGCAUGUGGAACGACUUGUCCGAGAAGAAGAAGGCUAAGUACAAAGCCCGGGAGGCUGCUCUCAAGGCUCAGUCAGAGAGGAAGCCAAGUGGGGAGCGUGAAGAGCGAGGCAAGCUGCCUGAGUCGCCCAAGAGAGCUGAGGAAAUAUGGCAGCAGAGUGUCAUUGGAGACUAUCUGGCUCGCUUCAAGAAUGACCGGGUGAAAGCCUUGAAAGCAAUGGAGAUGACUUGGAACAACAUGGAGAAGAAGGAGAAGCUGAUGUGGAUUAAGAAGGCAGCAGAAGACCAAAAACGAUAUGAGAGAGAGUUAAGUGAGAUGCGGGCCCCUCCAGCUGCUACGAACUCUUCCAAGAAGAUGAAGUUCCAGGGGGAGCCCAAAAAACCUCCCAUGAACGGUUACCAGAAGUUCUCCCAGGAGCUGCUGUCCAAUGGGGAGCUGAAUCACCUGCCGCUGAAGGAGCGCAUGGUAGAGAUUGGCAGCCGCUGGCAGCGGAUCUCCCAAAGCCAGAAGGAACACUAUAAGAAGUUGGCAGAGGAGCAGCAGAAGCAGUACAAGGUGCACUUGGACCUCUGGGUCAAGAGCCUGUCUCCCCAGGACCGUGCAGCAUACAAAGAAUACAUCUCCAAUAAACGUAAGAGCAUGACUAAGCUUCGAGGCCCAAAUCCUAAGUCUAGCCGAACCACCCUACAGCCUAAGUCGGAGUCUGAGGAGGAUGAUGAUGAGGAAGAUGAGGAUGAUGAGGAAGAGGAAGAGGAGGAAGAUGAUGAGAACGGGGACUCCUCCGAGGAUGGCGGGGACUCUUCUGAGUCUAGCAGCGAAGAUGAGAGCGAAGAUGGGGAUGAGAAUGAGGACGACGAUGACGACGACGAUGAUGAUGAGGAUGACGAUGAGGAUGAAGACAAUGAGUCUGAGGGCAGCAGCUCCAGCUCUUCCUCUUCAGGGGACUCCUCAGACUCUGACUCCAACUGAGACUCAGCCCCCACCCUGGGCAGACAGCCAAGGAGAGCCCACUGCAGAGCUCCCCUCCCCAACUGACCACCUUUGUCUCUCCCUAUGUUCUGUCCCCUCAGCCUCCCCCACUUUCUUUCUUUAUUCCUUUUUUAAAAAAAAAUUCAGUGGGGGUAGAAGGCUGCAUGAGCCCAGGCUAGGACUCUGCGGUCUUGGAGCCAUCGGCUCCAAGGGUUCUCCAGGAACAGCGACCAUCAGACUGAGCCAGCACUGGACGGGUGCACCCCACCCCCUUCUGCACUUGCAGUUCCAGCAUGGACAAUGGACCGGGGAGUUUGGGGGUGGGAGUGUGUCCUAAAGAGUUCGGUGAGGCCUCCACACCUGCAGCCUGCAUCAAGGUGGAUGUUCAGGGAGCCUUUCCUUCCCAGAGGGGCUUGCCGCCUGGACUCCCACGAUGAACUGGAGGGAGAGAAAGGCGCUGCCUUCAAGAAAGCAGGCAGUGUCCCGUGUCCCUCUCCCCUGCCCCUGCAGGAAGGAGCUGCCUGGACCUGUUCAUGGGGGAGGGGCAGAGUGUUUUUUAUAUAUGUGUAUAUAUUUUUUUUUUAAGCUCUGAGCUGUCAACGAGACGUUUCCUAUCGA